Molecule: messenger RNA, 1458 nt
Organism: Prunus avium (sweet cherry)
Lineage: Eukaryota; Viridiplantae; Streptophyta; Magnoliopsida; Rosales; Rosaceae
Gene: HUA1
Product: floral homeotic protein (HUA1)
Molecular function (GO): mRNA binding; metal ion binding
Source: RefSeq, a predicted model, not a curated record
CAACAGUGAAAAAAAAAUCGAAAUGGGACAUGUGGAGAAUCUGAAUUUCACAGUUUCUAGGGCAGCUGCUGUAUCUGCAAAUAAAUUUGGGAUUUACAUCUCAUAACAAUCAAUGUCGAGCCAUCUCUACGGCUACGGCACCGCACAAUCAGCUGCUGCUGCUGCCGCCGCCACUGCCGGCCUAUCCAGCCUCUACACCUCACGUGCCCUAACCGACCCGACCCUCCGGUACCUUUCCGGGUCGGACCCUUUCGCCUCCGCCACCAACCACCAUAGCCGAAGUAGUUCUAUGUAUCUGGCGACAUCGCAUUUGAUGUCCCAGUCUUCAUGGCCAGCUCCCGAUGUCGAGCCCGGCGUUCCCGGCGUCAAACGCCCCUCUGAAGCACUCUACCAUCAGAGUUUUAUGGGUGCGUAUAAUACGAUUGGGCAAGAAGCUUGGUAUUCUGCGUUAGCCAAGCGCCCUAGAUAUGAGAGUGCAAGCAAUUUGCCUAUUUAUCCACAGAGGCCAGGAGAGAAGGAUUGUGCCCACUAUAUGCUCACAAGAACCUGUAAAUUUGGAGAGCUCUGCAAGUUUGACCAUCCUAUUUGGGUUCCUGAGGGUGGAAUUCCAGAUUGGAAAGAGGUUCCACUUGUCGCUCCAAGUGAAUCCCUUCCUGAGAGACCUGGAGAGCCAGAUUGUCCAUACUUUAUAAAGACUCAAAGAUGCAAAUUUGGUAUGAGGUGCAAGUUCAAUCAUCCGAAGGAAAAACUGGCUGCUGUUGUUGCUUCAGAAAAUGCUGAUGUUUUUGCCUUACCUGAGAGGCCUUCUGAGCCCCCAUGUGCUUUCUACUUGAAAACGGGGCAAUGUAAGUUUGGUGCAACCUGCAAAUUUCAUCACCCAAAAGAUAUCCAGAUACCAUCAGCCGAGCAAGAGAAUAAAAUUGGAGAAACUGGGACAACUAUUCAGCCGGAGGGAACUGGAUUUGGUGUGAAGCUUCCUGUUUCAUUCAGCCCUGCACUAUUAUAUAACUCCAAGGAGCUUCCUGUAAGACCGGGUGAACCCGAUUGUCCAUUCUACCUGAAAACUGGAAGUUGCAAGUAUGGGGCCACUUGCCGCUACAAUCAUCCUGAUAGAUAUGAUUUUUGUGCAGCAAUCAAUCCACCAGUUGGUGCAAUCAGCCAUCCCAUUGUAGCCCCUCCGGCAGCAGGUCUGAACAUAGGAGUUAUUAAUCCAGCUGCCUCCAUUUAUCAAACUUUGGCUCAGCCAACGGUGGGAGGGGGCCAAACUGUGUAUCCUCAACGCUUUGGACAGAUUGAAUGCGAUUACUAUAUGAAGACGGGGGAAUGUAGGUUUGGCGAACAAUGCAAAUACCAUCACCCAAUUGAUAGGUCAGCAGUGGCCCUGUCAACAACAAAACCAGUUCAACAACAAAAUGUUAAGCUAACUCUUGCUGGACUACCUAGGAGAGAGGUAUGAAU